Molecule: messenger RNA, 955 nt
Organism: Papaver somniferum (opium poppy)
Lineage: Eukaryota; Viridiplantae; Streptophyta; Magnoliopsida; Ranunculales; Papaveraceae
Exons: 2
Coding region: 519-827 (102 amino acids)
Source: RefSeq, a predicted model, not a curated record
UAGACCAAAUGCAUUAUGAGUUUUAAUGUAAAGUUAAAAGUUAGUAGUUUGUUAAGGUCUCUCAAUCAUAAUCUGAUUGUCAUUAGUAACAACUCCUCAACUACUGAUCCAAUGAAAUCUCACAUUCAUAUUAUCACAUUAGUAUAUUGCGUUUGCUGAAUCGAAUCUGAAUGGAGACGCUGCUACUACUACCACUAACAACACCAUCAUCAUCAUCAUUAUCAUCCAACAACAACUAGUUAGAGAUUAAUAGUUUCUCAAAUUAAUCAUUGACUUGUUAUUUAUUUAAACAUGGCCAGCUGAAGGCCUACUUGGUCAUAUUAUAUAUUUCACCAGUUCACCUCCCUCUCUCUAUAACUCUGCAUCUCUCAUCUUAAGCCAUAAAACCCACAAAGGAUCGAUGAGCUUUUUUGGAGGGAAUACUAUUGCAUGAGCUGCUGCAAACUGCAAGGAAUUCUUACCCGAAAUAUACUAGCUGCAAGGAUUUCUUGCUAGAACAGAGAGAAUAUACUGCGAAAAUGACUGCAGGAAGAACGUAUGUUUUGAUUUUCUUCUUUUGGGCUGUCAUCACUAUAAUCACUCCAACUCUGAUUCAUUUGUCUGCUGCUGCUAAAUCCGCAAUUUUGUUGUCUCAUCAAACCAAAGUUGAAGAAUCAAUUAAAGCAAGCGGGAUGAUAAUAUCUAAUUAUUUGGAGAGAAAAGUAUUAUCAAGAAGAGCACCAAUUGAGCGGAAACCAGAACCGGAAAUGGCGUCGGCAACAACACUAGCACCGACACCUGCACCUGAACCUGAACCUGUGGAAGGGGGAUCUCUCCAGUCUGACUAAUUAACAAAUGAUCACUUAUGGGUAAAUUCAAUGGAGGAAGGGGAAGUACAAUGUAGGAAGGAUUGUAAUUAGUGUAAUUUAAUCAGAAAUUCUAACUAUACUGACAAUAUGUUUGCUUAUUUACAUAA